CACUGUUCCCCAUGGCGAGUGUUCGGGGUUUCGUUGGCGCUGCUCUACUCCUACACCUCAGCUUGGGUGUGCUAGUAGAGAGCAGUUCCUUCCGUCUGUACGAUGCAUUUGAGGCCUCUUACCUAGGAGAUGCACUAGGUCUUUCUUCUCAGUGCAUGCAGGCCCUAAACUCUACAAUUGACUGCGAUAAGAAGACGGCCACAAAAGCUGCGUCGGGCCCCGAUAGUUAUGCUUGGACCACACAAAAUCUAACCAACUUGUGUACAUCGGAAUGCCAGGCUUCGUUGACUGCGUGGUUGUCGGCGGUCGACACGCAGUGUGAAGGCGAAACCAUGAUUAGCACCGGAGGUGUGAUGACUCUAGCUAAAUUAACCCCUACAAUGUGGAAGGAUGGCUACGAUUUGGUCUGUCUGCAGUCCAGUUCCUCGGAUUGGUGUUUCCUCCAGUCUCAGACAUGGCAGGGUGCAGAUUACAUCAGAUACUCCCCAGAAGCAUGCGACAACGCGGACGAGGCUGACAAUCCGGAACAUUGUUACGAUCCAACCUGGACCCCUCAGAAUUUCACAGCGGAGAUGAAAAUGAUCACCAAUAUGUAUAACCAGUCCACGGUGUGCGACGAAUGCUUUAUCAAGAUGUGGAGGCAACGUCUGAUGUCCCCGAGUCUCCCAAGCGGAGAUUUUGGCCAAUACCUCGUAUCUCAGUACGAGAAUAUCCAGCAAAACUGUUCUACUACUCUUCCAGUCUCGACGUACACAUCACAGCUUCUUGCACAAGCUACCAAAACCAAGGUUGUAACGGCGACAGGAGAGUCAACUACCACUGCCGCAGCUACAGCUACCUCCUGCUUGGGCCAACUUGUGCAGCCAAGGAAGCUCUUCUAUUGCAAUGACCUGACAGAUACCUACAAUGUUAGCACCGGCAUCGCGUAUCAUGUCACGGGCGACAAGUCCGGCUGUCAAUUUAGUGAAGCGAUCUGCCUACCCUUGCCCUGCGAGCUGGAUACAGUCUAUCACAAUCCAACAUGUUCGGACCUCGCUGCGCGUUACUCUACUGACGAUCAUGAGGUUACUCUCACCCAGUUCUUGAGCUGGAAUCCGUAUAUCCAGGGAUCAUGUGGGUCUCUCAAUUCCGCCCAGAGAGUGUGUAAGAGCCCGCCGGGCGGCAAGUUCAACGCUACCGCAAUCGUCUAUGCUCCCACAGCCGCUGGGUCGUAUUAUACCACAGCGUCCCCUGCAGAGCCUACACAGCCCGGAGCGACCUCCGACUGCGGCCUCUACUACCAGGUGGCAUUAGGCGAUACGUGUAAUUCGAUUGCCCUUCGAUUCGGCAUUACCUUUUCUGAGCUCCAGCAAUUGAACGUCAACAUCACCGACACGUGUAGCAACCUCUGGCUAGGCUAUGAUAUCUGCGUCGCUCCGGUCACUGCGGCGCCGCUGUCUACGGAUGGCCGUUGCGGGCCUUUGUUCAACCACACCACUUGCUUGGGAACCUCAUUUGGAGACUGCUGUAACUCCGAUGGCUGGUGCGGCAGCACAUUUGAUUACUGCGGGGCCGAUACCUGCAUCUCGGGCAAGUGCAACAAAGCCACCAGUGUGACCACGGAUGGCACCUGCGGUCCCGACCACAGUUACACCUCGUGCACCAACGCCAACUUUGGCCCGUGUUGUUCCAUUUAUGGCUACUGCGGCAGUGGCAGCGACUUUUGUGGUGCGGGCAACUGCUAUUCGGGCAGCUGCGAGGCGGAUAUCGGCGGUCCCAGCAUCAACGGGGAGUGUGGCCCGAACUUUGCGGGCAACAAGACGUGUACCGGCACGCAGUUUGGAUCAUGCUGUUCGGUGGCGGGAUACUGUGGUAGCAGUGAGGAGUAUUGUGGUGCGGGGAAUUGCUACUCGGGGGCUUGUCUAUAACAGGCACGCCAAUGACUCGUGGAGAGGCACGGCAAACGAACUAAG
This is a messenger RNA of Aspergillus ibericus CBS 121593, 1952 nucleotides long. RefSeq names its product carbohydrate-binding module family 18 protein. The coding region runs from base 12 to 1907 and encodes 631 amino acids. The transcript is spliced from 14 exons. Gene Ontology annotation, molecular function: chitin binding. The record is from RefSeq and is a predicted model, not a curated record. Lineage: Eukaryota; Fungi; Ascomycota; Eurotiomycetes; Eurotiales; Aspergillaceae.